AUCCGGGAGAAUGGCAUUUCGGGACUAGCCGCCAUCUUCUCUGGAUCUCGGGCAGACGGUUUUAGAUUUAAUGGAAAGUUGUUAAUUUGCUUAUACUAUUGUGUAAUAAUAGUAUUAUAUUGUAUCUUCUUAUCAGUUUUGGAUUGUGAGAACGAGGCUGUAAUGGUAGAAUUUUAAAUGCGUUUAUAUUUAUACUGAUAAUACCUCGUUUUCUAAAUUUUAUUACGGCUUGUGCAGUGAGAAGGAAUUGACAGACGACUGACUGGGUAUUAGGGGUCGGGAAUCGGCAUUGAUUUUCAGAGAGAACGACUUCAGAACUUUGUGUUACCAAAUUGCGACAGAAUUUUCGUAAUUGAUUAUUACACUAUUGAAUGUUCCUAUACAGUAGUGUGAAAUAGAAGGUAGGUACUAGUGCAAAAAAUGAGUCGACACGAAACAGGAAGAAUUACCGUUCCCGACGAGCUGCGGGAUGUACUGCUUGAGUUCACAAUAAGCUAUUUAUUAGAACAACCUGGCGAUGUUGUGGAAUAUGCAGUAGAUUUCUUCCACAAGUUGCAGGAAAAUCGUGCUGCAAAUCUUGUGAGAUUGGGGGAGACUGUGGAUUCUCCAGAGGAAUCUGUCAUAUCCACAGAAGAAGAGCCACCAGUGACGCGAUUUUCAUCUCGGCGGAAAUCGGUAUUUGCUGAAACAUAUAAUCCAGAAGAAGAUGAGGAAGAUGAUGAAGGUACAAAGGUGGUUUACCCCAAAUCUGAUGAGCAAAGGGAUAGACUGGCUGAGAGUGUGAAGCACAUUCUUCUGUUCAGAGCACUAGACAAAGAACAAAUGCAAGAUGUCCUGGAUGCAAUGUUUGAGAAGACUGUAAAAAUUGGAGAAUAUGUGAUCAAACAAGGAGACGAUGGAGAUAAUUUCUACGUCAUAGAGCGUGGAACUUUGAAUGCAUUCGUGACAACUGAGCUAGGUGGUGAACCCCGACAUGUCCAUACAUAUGAUGGCAGUGGUAGUUUUGGUGAACUGGCCCUGUUGUACAACAUGCCUCGAGCUGCGACCAUCCAAGCAGCUACAGAGGGCGCAUUGUGGGGAAUGGACCGGCAAACUUUCCGCCGCAUACUCCUCAAAAGUGCAUUUAAGAAGCGGAAGAUGUAUGAGGCUUUGCUAGAAAGUGUCCCAAUGUUGAAGGCCCUUCAGGCAUAUGAGCGCAUGAACCUUGCAGAUGCCCUGGUUCCACGCCAAUAUUCUGAUGGACAAAUGAUCAUAAAGCAGGGAGAUUCAGCUGAUGGAAUGUACUUUCUGGAAGAAGGAAGUGUGAAAAUUACAAUCACUGGAGAUAACGGUCAAGAAGUGGAGAUCAAUCGUAUCUCAAAGGGAGGAUACUUUGGGGAACUGGCACUGGUGACCCACAAGCCUCGGGCAGCUUCGGCAUAUGCAGUUGGAAACAUGAAAUUGGCUUUCCUUGAUGUGGAAGCUUUUGAGAGACUGUUGGGACCAUGCAUGAACAUAAUGAAAAGAAACAUAGAUGACUAUGAAGAUCAGAUCGUACGGAUCUUUGGUUCCAAGACCAAUGUCACUGAUAUUCGAUGAAAAAAUAACAUUUCUAGCUUAUAGUCCUUCUAAAUGUACCUAUUUUCAUACUAUGUUGACUCCUUCAUUAUUUAUUCUAAACACUGACAUGAAUUUCUAAACUAAAAUGCUGCAUCAGAGAUGUGUAUGUAUGGUGGUAGGUGCCAGUAUGUCUGAAGUGUGGCUAAUACUGUCUUGGACACAUCUCAAACAUUCAUUUGUAAGGAUAUGGUGUGGUAUAAAAAUUUCACAUUUUUAGUCUUUUGACAUAAUUUGUCCAUCAAAGCAAACUAGUGCAAUAUUUUUGCCUACAAUAGGACACAUUUAUCUAAGAUUAUAAUAAAAUAUGAAAACCAAGUUUUAAUUUAGGCACCAAAAAAAUUUAAGGUUAUUAAAAAAGUUAUAUGCACAUUGUAGAUUUGAGGUUUUCACAGCAUUGAAUAUAUGGAUUGUGGUCUGCUGGACUGUGAUGCUCUGUAGUCUUGUAGGUGGUUACCAACAUUUCUCCACAAGACUGGUUUCAAAACCGAUAAAAUCACAUUUCAUAAACACACAUUCCAUUACAUAAUUCGUUUAUGUGGUUAACCACGUACUUGUAUGUGGCAUAUUGCAUAAACAGAAUUUUGUUGUUCUUGUGUAAGUCACACUAGAACACACCCUGGCGAACGUACGUUAUAAUUUGUAAUGAAAGGUUUGGCCAUGGUACUGCAUAAUACUGCUACAUUCUAAACAUUAUCAAGACCAGUGCAAAAUUUUACCUGAAAGCUUUUUAAAGUACAAAGAAAUAUGAAAUGGAGAAAAAUGGAUUUUGGAAAGAGGUGUGCAGUGCAAUAAUAUUAAACCAACAAUGACAUAAGUGUUUGUACUAGUCGUGCAUCUCCAGAAAGGCACACUUUCUUAAUUUUGCUGCAUUAGAAAUCCUGUCAGACUAUUUAAGUGGUAUACAAUUUUCUGAUUUAAUUAGUUUUUUAACCCUUGCCCUGAGUUUUUGGGAAAUGGUUGCUGUAACUUGUUGCAGUGUAUGUCAGUAUUAAGUGCUUCUGAUUGUAAAGAACUUGCAGAAUACUCAUCUUUGAGAUGAUGCUGGAAAUCAGUUCACUUGCACAAUACUCUUAUAAUGAUUCUCAUUGCCAUAAACUUUCUAUAAUUUGACAGAUGUAUUUAUAUAUUUAAAAAAUGGUAUGUGCAUCUUUAUUUAGUGGGAUCAUCAUCCCGUCAUUGAGAAAAUUUGAUGUCAUCCAGUAUUUUGAUAGAAGUUUUUCUGUCAAGAAUUUCAUGUUGUGCUCUGAUGAUUUGUUGGAACUAAGUUUUAACCAUUACUACAGUUGCCCUAGAAGUAAGCCUUAGUCAUGCUUGAUAGUUAAAUUGACAAAGUCAACAUUUCAUUCCUAAAACAAAAUGCUGUGCAUAGUUUUUUAUAUAAAUUUUGGCCAAUUUAUGAGAUGCAAAAUAAAAGUUAGAGGCUUUUUUAUAAUAUUGUAUGUACAACUCAACAAUUUACCACUUUAUGUGCCAAGACUUGCUUGAAGAAUAGCAAAAGACCUGUGAUUGUUAUUUUUUCGUGGAAUGCUUUAAUCUUAGUUCUUGACGGAGAUGCUUUAUUAAACAUCCAGACUCAAACAGUGUUUACUUAAGAAUUUAAACAAAUGUAAUGUUAAUUUUAAUAACUAAUAUAAGUGUUGAAUAUGUUAAUGGUAGAGACAGUUUCUUUAAUUUAUUAUCAUAUAAAAUGAAUUGUGAUGCAUACUUUUUGUACAUUUGUUUUUAAGAAGGAUGUGCGUGUAGAAGUUCGUUUAUUUGAAUUCGAAUUUCAGUGUCCCUUAGUGCUGUUAUUUUAUUGCUGUUUUUAACAGCUCUGCUGUUCUCUGGCUUUCUCGUGCCAAGUACUCACAGUAUUUAAAUUUGAUUGUAACCAAUCCUGUAACAUAUAUGUUCAGAUGUACCCACAAAAAAAACCAAUACUAAAAUGAGUUAUUACAUAAUGCUGCCUGUACAAUUUUUAAUGCACUUUAAUUUAUGAUACUCUCCCAAACAUGACUAUAUAAGCACUUUUCACUGAACUAGUCAUAGCUGGUUUCUAUGUAUAUGUUGAUGGGGAAUAUGUGUGAAAGCUGCAGAUUGUUUUUAUAAAUGUUUAAACCCUGUGUGAGGAUCAUAAACUACUGCCCAAGAAAAUAUUACUGAUUUCUAGAAAUACUUCUAGAUUCAGAGACUGUCUAAACACUAGUUUUACAUAGUAGUGAACAUCUUGAUAUAGUAGACUGUAAAAAUAAAGUAAAGUAAAGUUUGUCCCACUAUACGCCAUGUAGGCGUUUGGGGUGAGUGGUCAGCAUCAUGCCCUGGCCAGUACAAAGUCAAAUGUUUCACUCAAUGUGGCACUCAAUACUGCUGACAUAUCAACAGACACAUAUGGAACCUCACUUUAAAGUCAUGCCUUCAUGUGUUGUUUUUGCUUCCUUUUGUCUUAAAAUGUUAUAUCAGACCACAUAUCUGUAUGAGGUAAUAUGAAUUUAUUGAUAUCGGUAACUUCUGUGUAGGCAGGAUAAUUUUGCACAGGUUUAAUCUAUGAAUUGUGAGCUUAAUUUAAACUAUGAAAUUUACAGACAUUAUUAUUGUAAUGAAUGUGUAUCACACAAAAAAACAUGCCCUGGAAUUAGCCUAUCUCAAGCGUAGUGUUGGCAACAUCUUCCUUGAAACUUGCAUGUGCCUGCAGUAUGAAUCUCUGUGCAUGUGCACAAAUAUUCAAGUUGUAAAGAUUAAAAGCUUUUGACUUCCUAAUAAACUUUAUGUUGAAUUUGUU
Messenger RNA from Zootermopsis nevadensis, 4357 nucleotides. It is a transcript of the gene Pka-R2, whose product is annotated as cAMP-dependent protein kinase type II regulatory subunit. Gene Ontology annotation, biological process: negative regulation of cAMP-dependent protein kinase activity. Gene Ontology annotation, cellular component: cAMP-dependent protein kinase complex; cytosol. Lineage: Eukaryota; Metazoa; Arthropoda; Insecta; Blattodea; Termopsidae. The record is from RefSeq and is a predicted model, not a curated record. Gene Ontology annotation, molecular function: cAMP binding; cAMP-dependent protein kinase inhibitor activity; protein kinase A catalytic subunit binding.